Microbotryum saponariae is the source of this 2972-nucleotide messenger RNA. The record is from the annotation of a GenBank genome assembly. Lineage: Eukaryota; Fungi; Basidiomycota; Microbotryomycetes; Microbotryales; Microbotryaceae.
AUGGUCUCGACGGAACCGAUGGUGCGACCGCCGCCGGCACAACGACGCAAGACGCUCGUCGGUGAUCAUCCGUUGUGCACCUCGGCCAGCAUGGAGGAGAUGUAAGUCGUCGAUUCCAUCGUAGUAGGGCGCUCCCCCGGCGGCCUGGGCGGUGGUUCAACGUUCAACCCUGGCGCGCGGGUCGAUCGGGCGUCACUCAACUUGCCGAAUCGGGCAAGUCUCUGCGUCGGUAGGCGAGGCUGAUCAUCGUUUUGGUCGGUGUGUUGUGAUCUGACGAUAGAUACGAAGCCGGGGAUGUGAUUGGAACGGGUAGCUUCGGGUAAGUAGUCCGUACAGCGGCGCCUCUUGGGUGGUUCCGAACUGCGGGCAGGCUCGCUCCCAGUGAUCGUUCUACGCUCGCGCACGUUCGACGUCAUUGACAUCGGUCUGGGGGGCCAUCGUCGCGUGUUUGACGCCGUUUACAGUAUCAUCCGAAAAGUGACACGAAAAGUCGAUGGAGCUGUAAGUGCUUUGCGCCGCGGGUCCAUCGAGGCGGCCGGCAAGUCGGGUCCGGUGGGGUACUCACGCCGAAACUGCGAUGCGCAUGCCAGGUCUUGGCUCGAAAGGAACUCAACUAUGGUCGAAUGGACGAACGUGACCUGAAGCAACUCACCGAGGAAGUGUGAGUCAUGGGCCGGCGAGGAUUGAUCACUGUCGAUCAAUGUCGGCGCAUAGUUUCGGUUCAUUGAUCGUCGGUCUACCCGACCUCUCGUUCACUCAGCAACAUUCUCGAGCAACUCGGCUCGAACGACAACAUCGUGCGCUACUACGAGCGUUUCGUCGACAAACCCAGCUCGAUGUUGUACAUUCUCAUGGAGUAUUGCGAAGGAGGCGACUUGGCAGGUGUCAUUCAUCGUUGCCGCAAGACUGGGUCAGUUGAAGCACCGGGGUCUGUUCUUGAGUUUCUUGAGUUUGGGAUCGGUGGAGCUAACUCACAGCCUAUCAUCUGAUGGCACAUAGGACGUACCUGAGCGAGGAUGUCGUGUGGGCCUAUUUGACGCAGAUCACGUUGGCGCUGUACGACUGUCACACCGAGGUUGACACACGUGGUCGAAGGAAGCAGAUCAUCCUGCAUCGCGACAUCAAACCCGAGAACGGUUCGUUUGCAGACGAGGCUCUCUCAUUCCUGCACGACGAGCUGACACCUGGCCGGUUGUAUUCUACUGAUGUUGGUCGCACAGUGUUCCUCGACAAGGAGAACAAUCUCAAGUUGGGCGAUUUCGGGUUGAGCAAGGCGAUGGCCCAAGCAGCGAUGACCCAGACAUAUGUUGGCGUAAGAGAACGUAUCUCUCUCGCCGAGUUGUACAAGGCUGACAUUAGGUAUCACACAGACUCCGUACUACAUGUCGCCCGAGUUGAUCAAUGGUCAACCAUACGAUGUCAAAAGUGACAUUUGGGCGUUGGGUUGUCUCAUUUACGAGCUCUGCGCUGGACAGUGAGUACCCAUUAAAUCACAAACACUGCUUUUGGAAUGAUCUACUGACAAAGCGUUUCACGUCCAUCUAGCCCUCCCUUCCAUGAAGCGCGGACCCAACCUGAACUCGCCGUCAUGAUUCGCGAAGGCAAAAUCCCCGAUCUGCCCAAGCCUUACACCGCUCACCUCGGCCAAGUCGUCAAAGCGAUGCUCAAACAGAGUGUAAGCCGUUUCCUCAGGCGGAUCGAAAUGAAAGGUUUAGUUGACCCUUUCUACGCGUUUCGCCCGCCUAGCCCAAACACCGGCCCAACACAUCGCAAAUCAAAGCGCUCGACAACGUCAAACUGCAGAUUCGUGCCCUCGAGCUGCGCAAAGCGACCAAGGAGUUGCGCAUGCGUGAUCACCAAAUCGGGUUGCGAGAAGCGGAUCUCUUGGCACGUGAAGCGGCGGUGCUGCAACGUGAAAAGAACGUCUUGCAUCGCGAGGCCAUGGCACGCCAGGCGGCAGAACAGAUCAAGGAAGGGGAGAUGGCGCUGGCGGCGAGGAUCGCGGCGGCGAAUCAGGCGGCACAACAGAUGAAUGGAGGAUGCGAUGAUGAUCUUUCGAAUGAGAGGGAGAACCAACGGCCUGUAGGUGGGAUCGAACCAGAGGUGUUCAAGCGUGUCGCGAGUCGGCCGAGCUUGGUACCAAGGAGGCCAUUGGAUGAGAGGCGAGCAAGGUGAGCAGUUGCCCUGUUUCCAAAAGUCGGGAGUGGUUCACUGACGAUCUGUCCGAUUGAUCCAGUGGUAUCGCCUUCCCGCGGGUUUCUUCGGUCUCAUCGUUAAUGUCACUCGACGAGACGCCUAUCAAGGUCACCGCCAACUCCGUGACCCGUCGUCGACUGGCCUCCAAGUCGAUGCACAACCUCGCCUCGGCGGCUGGGUACGCGUCCUCGGUCAACUCGACCCCCUCGCGCCCCGCUUCGUCGGCUUCGAAUGGGUCGUCCUCGUCAAUGGCACCCUCACCUCGAUUUGUUCAAAACGAAUUCCUGUCCGCUCGGCGGAGUCAAACCGCCGUCAGCCCGAGCCGUGGAGCAGGUCUGAGUCGAUCAUCCCAUGAGCGAGCCUCGACGCUCACAAUCCCGACGUCACCUUGCCCCGCCCCUUACUCUGGGUCUACGAUUCCCCCAAUGCCGCAAUCACCGAAACGCUCACACACCGCCCCGGCUGCUACAAACGCCUCGGGACUGCAUUCAAACCCUUAUGAUGACGAUGGGGACGUUCCCUCGCCGUUUUUGAAGAAGGCCGAUCCGUCUCGAUUCCCUCUUCCCCCUCCACCUGCUGCGGCAACUGGGCGAACGUCAGCGACGGUUUCAGGUCGAGGACCGGGUCGAGCCCUAGGUGCAGGAGCGAGUCGUGCCAGCUUGGGUGGUAAACCCGUCUCGAUGGCUUCCAAGCUGUUGAGUGCUCGAGCUCAAGCGCAAGCCGGCGUCGAUGAGGUCGGUCGAAGAUUGAGUGGGUUGACCGCCGGCCGAGCAUAA